Molecule: messenger RNA, 1407 nt
Organism: Mytilinidion resinicola
Lineage: Eukaryota; Fungi; Ascomycota; Dothideomycetes; Mytilinidiales; Mytilinidiaceae
Exons: 3
Coding region: 1-1407 (468 amino acids)
Biological process (GO): regulation of DNA-templated transcription
Molecular function (GO): DNA-binding transcription factor activity
Source: RefSeq, a predicted model, not a curated record
AUGAGCAGCCUGAGAACACUCAAAUCCACAGGGAGUGGGCGCGUCGAGAAGGAGGACCCUAUCGCAAAGCAGAGGCGUGAGAAGAAGCGCAUCCAGAACCGCAAUGCCCAGAGGAGCCACCGGGAGAAACAGGCAGCGUACAUCCGCACGCUGGAGAAGAUGGUGAGCGACGCUGUACCCUCGGGUGGCCAGAUGCCAGGUGUAGCACCACAGAUUGCGCAGACGCAGGCCAACUGGAUCGAAGAGAUCCGGGAGCUGCAGGAUGCCUUGUUGCGCAUGCGGAAGAAAUUCCAAAGCCUGAGCUUCGCCGCUGCCUCAAACGCAGAGGACCUGAUCUUUAAAAGGAUUUUGAACCUCCAGUCACUUUCCCGUGCUGAAACACCACGUAGCCCGAGAAAAUCUCAACAAGAAACACCUUUUGACAUUUCCCAGUCCGUUGAAUCGGUGCUUGAUCCCUCUGGUAACCUGAUAGAAUGGGGUCAGGAUGCCGAUCUCGCAACGCUUUUUGCAGAUGACUAUCUUCACAGCGAUGCUACGCCGUCUGGCAUCCCUUGCUCUCAUUCCGAUCCCAGUCAAGCACUGGUACUACAGCCGAACGUAUCCAACUCUCCACCCGGAAGUGUCUCAUCGGCGUCUUCGAAAUCUUCGCUCGCCGAAACAUUACGCGUCGAGGACGUGUACCCUUCCACCGACAUACUGGGAGUAGAAAGAACGCUCAAGACGGUACUCGAGCAAUCAGAAAGUAGCGCCGAUAUCGACAGAUCCGUUGGUCUGGCCGUACGUAUCAUGUUGAAACGAAGCCCCCUCAUCGACGGUAUCUUCAGCAUAAUGGGAGGUGCCGAAGCAGUCGAGAGAAUUAUCCACUGGAGAAUCGCGCCAACGGCAGCAAACCGAGACAAAAUCCCCGCCCCUUUCCGACCGACGGUACUGCAACAGCAUUUCCCCGAUCACAACUACGGCAUCGAUUUCCUUUACUGGGCGGAACUCCGGGAUCAGCUGAUGCUCCAAAGCGACAUCGACAUACGCCAACUUGUAGAAGACUGCCUGCGAAAUUUAGUCCAAGAGGUACCGCAGCUGAAUCUCUCGCUUCCAUUGGUGGAGACGUACUUCCAUCUCAUCGAGCUCGUUCAAACAAAUAGCGAGCAGCAGUUGCCGAGUCCGGUGGAGCGGUUCCUCGAUUUGACGUACUCUGAUGACGAUCGGGAACCUCUUCGCCUUCAUAAUCCGCAUUACAAGGUAUUUCGCGCGGUAGAGAAGUACGAGCUGGACAAACUAUCGAAUAGAAAGAUGUCGCCGAAGUUUGCAGAAAAGUAUCCCUCUUUGGAUGUUACACAUAGUAAGUCUGAAUGUCUCCAUUUGAAGCCAUCUCUCGAUGCUUGCGCCAUCGAAAACGGACUCGUUUGCUGA